AUGAGCGCGAGUAACGGCGUGUUCGUGAGGAGGCAUGUAUGGGAUGAAUCGGCGGGCGCGGAGAAAGAGGCGCAGGAGGAGGAUCAAGAGGGUAGAAGCAGCGGAGGAGGGGAUAUGGCGAAUGACUUGAGCGGGGGAGAUUUGGACAGUGAUUUCGACGUGGAAAGCGAGGAGGCGGAGGAGGUGGAGGAGGAAGGUGGGAAUGAUGGAGGCGAGUUUGAUAUCAACGGUCACGAUACGAUCGGUCAAUGUACUAGCGGUCAUGCUGCGAUCCGUCAUGGUACGGACGAUCAUGGUUCCGGUGACAUCAGUGGCCAUCCAAACGGCGUGAUUGGUGGAUCCAACAGGAAGCGGGGACGGAGUCCGAGUGAGCUUGAUGUCGCGGAGGGAGGGGAUUUCAUGUCGGCGAGAGUUCCUGGUUUUGCGAGGAAUGAGAAGGAUAGCGGAGCGGGUGAUAACGAGAGAGCAGAGGAGGAGGAGGAGGAGGAGGAGGAGGAUGAGGAGGAGGAGGAGGAGGUGGAAGACGACGGAUUCAGCGAGGAUUUAGAGGACGAUAACGGAAACGGUUUAGCGGAUAGAAACUACGCCGAGGGUCGGGGUGCGUCUGAUACGUGUAGCGGAGGCGGAGCUGACGUGGCCGCUGAAGGCGGAGCUGACGUGGAGCGAGCUGGAGAAGCCGCAGCGCACCCAACGAAGGCUGACGUGGCAGCAGCGGAGAGCACGACGGAGGGGUUACUCCCCGACGAGGUCAUCCUCGAGAUCAUCGCGCGGGUCUCAUACGCGCGCGCGCGCAACUGCUGCGCGCUCGUCUCGCGCCGAUGGCGCAUGAGCGAGCGCCUCACGCGCACCUCCCUCUCCGUCCGCCGCUCCCUCGCGGACCUCCUGGAGCUUCCGCGAUGCUUCCCCAACGUGCGCCGACUCGAUCUGUCCCUCUGCCCCCCCUGCGGGCAACCGCUGCUCCUCGCGGGGACCGCGCUUGAGGUAGCUACGACGCUCCGCGCGGCCUUUCCGCGGGUGACCUCUCUCCGCGUACACGUGCGCGACCGGAACGACGUGCAGUGCGUGGCGGCCACGUGGCCUGGGCUGGAGCACGUGGCUCUGAUCCGCUGGCACGAGUUUUCUGCAGCGGAAGCAGCAGCAGCAGCAGCAGAGCAAGGGGCAAACAACAACAACACCGGAAACCCUAAUCUGAAUGCCAACCCGCUGGGAACCCUAGAGCUGACUCCACUACUAGUGAUGUGCAGCCGAGUGCAGAGCAUAGACCUAUCCGAGUUCACUGGAGCAGCAGCAGCAGCGGAACCCCCGUACAAGCCCCCCCGCGCGCCUCUCCCCCGCCCCUCCGCGCCCAUCUCCGCCCUCCGCCACCUGAACCUCCUCAAGUCCUCCCCCGGCGCCUUUAAAGCCUCAGACGUCCGCUCAAUCCUCACUGCCGCCGGCCGCACCCUCCUCUCCUUCCGCUGCCUCGUCGAAUUCGACCCGCGCCUCUCUGAUUCCCUCUCAGACGAAACCCUAAUUGAGAUCGCCGAGAGGUGUCCGGUGCUGACGGCGCUACAGCUGGUGGAUUCGUCCCUCUGGGCGGCGCCCUCGGGAUUGUCGCUCGCGCUCGGGGACCAUGACGACGCGCUGCCGCCCGAUAUGGAUGCGCGGGUCACGCCGGGCGGCAUUCGGUCGUUUCUAGCGCGGUUGCCGGGGCUGGAGGAGCUGGAUUUGCGGCCGGCACAGUAUCUGAGAGGGGCAGAUGUGAGUCUGUUCGGUGGUGCUGCUGGUGCCUUUGCUGGUGGUACCACUGCCGGUGGUGGAGGAGGUGGAGGGAGGGGUGGGGUGACAGCAACGGUGAGUCUGGGCCAGCUGAGUCCGAACCUGAAGCGCCUGCGGCUGGGUCAGCUGGUUUUCGCCCACAAUGACUCGCUGGCGCCAGUGCCUGCAUCAGGGGAAGGUACAUCCGGGGAAGGUUCAUCUGCACAGGGAUCAUUUGGGAAAACACCCUCCUCCUCGUCUGCAUCAUCCUCAUCAGCAGCACAAGGAACCACCACCCCUCCCUCCACAUCCACCAUCCUCCCUGGGGGCCUUGAAGCUCUCGACUUCUGGCAAGCCCCUUCACUUCCCCUGCGCUGCCUGCUCCCCCUCGCCCUCUCCUGCCCGCGCCUCAAGGAGCUCAGCAUCUGGGGCUGCCCGGACCUCACCCCGCCGAGCCUGGAGGCCGUGGCUCGGGUGUGCCGGCACUCGCUGGUUCGGGUGACUGUAGUGAAGUGCUGCAACCUGCCCACAGCAGCAGUGCUCAGGGCUCUCUCCCCCGUUAGAAGCACACUGCAGCACCUGCACUGCUCCUGUGACUGGUUCUGCCCAAACAGCAGCGUAGCCCCUGUUUCCCCGGUUCAAAGCGGUGCAGAUGGAAAUGGUGACGGUGCUGAUGGUACUGGUGCCGGUGCUACUGGUGGUGCUGCUGGUGAAGGGGCAGGAGAGGGAAUGGUGAAGCAGGCGGGGGGGGGGCGGCGUAUGGAAGGCAGGGCAGGAGCAGACGGCACAGAAGAGCUGCUGUACGGCUCAGAAGCAGCACAAGACCUUUCCACCGCACCGGACUCCUCCGAAUGGCCUGCGCUGCAGUCCCUCACUCUCCUCGCUCCCUUGGGUACCCUCCUUUUUCAACUCCCCUCUGCCGGCCUCCUCCACUGCCCCCUCCUCUCCCACGUCCACAUCCGAGUGUACGGCGACUGUCGACUCGCAGCCGGCGGCCCUGGGGCGGCGGGCUUCGGCCUUUCCUGUCUGGCCGGCUACCCGGCGCUGCGGUUUUUGCGGCUCGAUUUGACGCAAGUGGUGGGGCAUUCCCUGAGCUGCCCACCUGGGCUAGCCUUUGAUGUGAUGGCCUGGGAAAGGUUCUACCUGCAUGGAAUCCAGCUGCUGCCGGGGCUAGAAUCGCUGCACUACUGGCCGCCGUCGGACUGCGAUCUCAACCGUCGAUCCAUGUCGAUGCCGUCUGCUGGGAUCCUCGGGUCGUGCCAGUCGCUGCGCCAGCUGGCGGUGCAUUGCACGACGGCCAAUGAGCAUCUGCUGAAUGUGGUGGUGCGCGGGGCUAGGGGCAUGCGGGAUUUGCACGUGCUGGGGGACUGCUAUCCCGCUCCUCCCGAUGACACCUAUGCGGGUAUGCUCAGGCCGAUUUCGUUCCAGAGGCUGAUCAAAGUGCUGGAUGACAGAGGGUACCCUGAUUGA
Closterium sp. Naga37s-1 is the source of this 3207-nucleotide messenger RNA. The record is from the annotation of a GenBank genome assembly. Lineage: Eukaryota; Viridiplantae; Streptophyta; Zygnematophyceae; Desmidiales; Closteriaceae.